AAUUUUAUAAAAUAAACCGCGUAUAACGUACUCUGUAAGACAGUUUUCUUUAAUUUCUAAACUAUUUUUUUAGUAAAACUUUAUUAGUGGCGUUAUACCCAACCCAAGCACGCCUAAAUGCUAAAGUAUAGUAAAUUCGCAUCAUCAAUGGCAAUUGCAAGGCCCAUCAUCGAUAACCAUUUCUUUUUCAAUCUCAUUUGCUCAAACUUGUCUGCAAAAAAAUGGCAGAAGCACUUGUUUCCACUCUCUUACAGCAGAUAACAACAAUCAUCUGUGAAGGAGCACUAGAGGAAGUGAGACUUCUGAAGGGUGUAAAGCAAGAUCUGAGAAAGCUCAAAUUGAAUCUCACAUCCAUCAAAGCUUUACUUGAAGAUGCUGACCAAAAGCAAAUAUCAGACAAAACUAUCCAGUUAUGGUUAGAUCGGCUGCAAGAAGAGUCUCUUGACAUGGAGGAUGCUCUAGAUGAGUGGAGAACCGUACUUCUGUAUCGACCAACUAAUGGAGCUGAAAAUGCUUCUUUUCUUCAGAGGAAGGUAUGCCUUUUCCUCCGAUGCUUUUCUUUUCGUCGGGUUUAUAGUUACCAUGGCAUUGCUCGCAACAUAAAAGAAAUUAAUGAGAGGUUAGAUGAGAUUGCUAAUGAUAGAGUAAGGUAUCAGUUAACAGAUACACCUAGUAGACUGCCAAAACGAAAAGAAAGCACGAGUUUUAUUGAUGGGUCAAACUUCGUUGGUAGGGAUGAGGUAAAGAAAGAAAUAAUUGGUCAUUUGCUGUGUGGAACUAGCAAAGAAGGAGAGAGCUGUCAAACCAUCUCUAUGGUAGGGUUGGGAGGUAUUGGUAAGACUGCUCUUGCCCAACUGAUCUACAAUGAUGAAGAAGUUAAACAACAUUUCACUAGCAGAAUUUGGGUAUAUGUUUCAGACAUUUUCGAUGAGAGUAAAUUGGCAAAAACGAUCAUUGCAGAACUUGAAGGCCUAGAUAAAGUAACAACCCUCCAAAUGGAGUCAGUUCCAUUGAAUGCACUUUUAGAAAGAAUUUGCAAGUCCAUAGAAGGAAAGAAAUACCUUCUUGUCCUAGAUGAUGUAUGGACAGAAAAUGAUGAAGACUUUGGAGGACUGAAUGUCACUUUCAAACGUGGUGCUGCGGGAAGUAGAAUUCUGGUGACUACUCGUAACGAUGCUGUUUCAAGAGUUAUGAGGAGUUCUCACACCUUUCAUUUAGAAACUUUGAGCCAAGGCUUAUGCUGGUCCAUUCUUAAGAAAAUAGCACUAAGAGAAAGGGACCAAAAGACUUGUGAAGAUUUAACUCCUAUUGGGUUGAGAAUUGCAGAGAAAUGCAAAGGUCUGCCACUUGUUGCAAAGACUCUGGGAGGUUAUUUACAGUUUAAAACUACCAGAAAAGAAUGGGAGAAUGUCUUGAAUAGUGAGUUAUGGAGGAUGGAUGUGGUACAUAAAGAUGUUUUUGUUCCUCUAUUGUUGAGUUAUUAUGAUCUACCAUCACCAGUAAAACAAUGCUUUAAGUAUUGUGCUUCCCUUAUUAAAGACGAUCAUGCUUAUUUUACUUGUCAAUUAAUUACAGAAUGGAAGACACAAGGUUACUUAGGCUUUAAUGAUGGUGAUGAUUCUUUAUGGGAACUGAAAGGCUUUGAGUACUUAAAGUGCUUAGGGGAUCGCUCUUUCCUCCAAAUUGAAGAUUCUCACCAUUUCUUUGGUCAAUAUGCUGAAUGUAGGAUGCAUGAUUUGGUACAUGAAUUUGCUCUUUUUUUGUCAAGGGGCGAAUUUCUGGAAGAGGUGGUCUCCGAAAGUGAUAAAAGCAUGAAGAUGAACUCAGAAAGAACUUGUCGGUAUUUGGUAGCAAGGAUUGAAAGGAUCCUCUGUUUUCCUGAAUCCAUUUCUGAUGUAGAAAAAUUGCGAAGUCUCCAUAUUGUUGCUUAUGAUUAUAGUAAGGGGGGUGUUAUCAAUGGUGGGGGCUUAUGUAAUUUGCUUAAUAAAGCCCGUCGCUUAAGAGCAUUGACCAUAUUAUGCCCUGCUUCAACUAUUCCAGAAGAAAUAGGGAACUUGUUGCAUUUAAGAUGCCUUUACUUGCCAAAUAACCUUCAUCUUAAAAGAUUGCCAGAUGAGAUGGGAAAUCUAGUCAACUUGAUGGUUCUUGAUACUAAAGCAUGCUCCAAUUUAACUUGCUACCCGAAGGGAGUUAGCAGAUUAACUCGUCUUACACAAUUAGUAGGGCUCAUUGUGAGAGUUGAUCGUAACGAUCCUGAAGAGUUCAGCAUUGGAGAUCUAGCAAACUUGAAACAACUUGCUGUGCUUUCUAUGAAAAUGGUGGGAAAUACAAUCAAUGUAGAGGAGUCAAAAAAGGUGAAGCUGCAAAAUUUGCAGGAGGUGAAAAUUCUGGUGAAUGAGGCUAUAAUGGAAGAUGAAGACACCAUACUUGAAUCCUUAAACAUGUCCUCAGUCCCAAGAUGCUGCUUUGAUACGGACUUCCAAAUGAUUGGUCAAUUCAAUACACGAAGAAAUGAAUACCAAUACUGCGGCUUUUGAACAACUGGACCAUACAGUAAUGGGGUGCGCCUUUCAAACGUGUUGCUUUGGUGGUGAUCCAUGAUGAGAAGGUUGUUGGUGAUGAUGUGUGUGAAAGAAGAAAGACGUAGGUGCUCC
Messenger RNA from Rubroshorea leprosula, 2654 nucleotides. Lineage: Eukaryota; Viridiplantae; Streptophyta; Magnoliopsida; Malvales; Dipterocarpaceae. The record is from the annotation of a GenBank genome assembly.